Rotaria sp. Silwood2 is the source of this 7230-nucleotide messenger RNA. NCBI's taxonomy places the organism in Eukaryota, Metazoa, Rotifera, Eurotatoria, Philodinida, Philodinidae. The record is from the annotation of a GenBank genome assembly.
AUGGAGCUACAUGAAACAAGAUUUACUGGUGAAUUCAUUUCAUCAAUUAUUCUGGCACACAUUGAUAUUUAUAAUGAAAUUAAUUUAAACAAACAAUUCACAAAUGGUACAAUUCAUAGCUCAAUCUCCUUUGAAUUUCAUCCAAAUACAUUCAAACAAUUAUUUCAUAUUCUCGAACAAUUGACAAUGAUAACAAUACAAAACUCGAAUUCAGUUCUUAUUCAUAUUCUAACUGUAUGCAUCAGACUAUUUAAAACACAUUUACAAUUUCUCUCUGCUAUGAAGUCAAAUAUUGGCAGAAAUCUAUUGACAAAAAUCGACGAUGAGAUAAUAAAAGUUUCUCAAGAUUCUUCCAUUGAAAGUACGAAUAAUAUUAAUUUAACAACAUUUGCAAGUGAUGAUGAAUUAAGAAAAUGGUUUGAUUUCUUAUUGAUAUUGGCUUUUGACGAUGAUAACAAAUCGGAACCGACAACACUGUGUAGAGAAGCGUCGAAAGCUCUAAUUUAUGUUAUGGAUUUAAAAGUAAAAUCAUUUACAGAAAAGUUAUCAUUUAUUCAUACAUAUAUUAUUGAAAAUAAAUAUCAUGCAUUAGUUGAACAAUUCUUCAUCGAACUAAAGAAGAAAGUCACACUAUUAAGCUGGAUUGAAAUUUUGUGUUCCGAUAAUAAUAACAAACCAGAAAAAAUCGGAGCACUAACAGUAUUGUAUUCGUUCGUUGAUAUUUGCUUCAGUCCAACUAGCAAUUUGAAUGAAGAACAAAAGCAAAAAAUUACACAAGUAUUGGUUUUAUUCCAACAAUUUUUUCUAGUUCGCUUAGUACCACAAUCCAAAAUGAAAAGAGUUCAAAGUGAAGCGGUCGAUAAUAAUGAAAUAGAAGAAAUGGAAACAUCUAUUGAUGCUAAUUCUACAUUAUUUUUCGCUCAGUAUAUUUCACAUAUAUUUAACAUUUAUAGGAACAAAGUGGAGAGAACAAAUGAUAUAAUCAAUCAAAUUCUUCUUGGUUUAGGUUUAAUGACACAAACAGAAAUCUUUAGCUUCGCCACAGUUCAACCAAUAUUCAUAUCUAUCUUGCCAUUACUAACAGAAUAUUUGCUACACGAUAGAAAUAGUGAAGAAGACAUUAUGCAUUUUCUGUAUUGGUUAAUUGGAAAAAUGAGUAAUGUACUGAUUGCUGGUUCACGACAAAAUUCAUUGGAAAUGAAACAUGCCGACAAAUUGAAAUUGUUUCUGUUUACUGGUGGAUGUGAGAAAACAAUAAUUGAACAUAAUAAAUAUUUAUUAAAUUUAUAUGAGUCUAAUCUUGCUGCUUAUAGCAAAUUUCAAUUAUCGAAUUUAGAUCAACAGGUAUCGUCAGAUAAGGAUUUUUUAAUGUCAGUCUAUACCAACAUUGAUCAAGGUGCAAAAUUAAUAUCGAAAAUGAAACUUUAUGUCAAAAAUCGACAACAUUUAUUUAAAUCGAUUGAACAACAAGCAAAUGAUGCAUGUGCAGCUCUAUUUGCUGUCUAUAUAAAACACUAUCGUCGAAUUAAUAUUGCCAAAUCGGAACUAUCUCGAACAGAUGAUAAAAGACCUCAUAGUAAACUUUUAUCACUUUAUGAAUAUGCAAAUCAUGUUCAAACAUUAUUUAUCACAACGAAAGCACAAGGUGGUGAUUGUAAUUAUCUAUACGAACAAAUCAAAAUGAAAACAUUAUUUUUAUUAUCAAUUGUUAACGAAAGUAAUUUGAUUCCUAUAAUUCAAGAUGAUCUAUCACAACUAACAACAAGUACAAAAGCUGUAACAUAUGUACAACAAGAAAGAAAAGAAUUUGUGUUACAGCAACAAUGUUCACGACGGACAACAGCAAAAUAUAUAUUUAGAAUACUACGACAUACGUUGCAUGCUUGCAUUCGAUUUAAAAGAUUGAUGCUAGCUAAAAAACGAGCCAUUGAACAAAAUCAAGAUAAUGAGAGUAUUUUGAAUAAAGAAAUCAAUAAUUUUGUUUUUAGUAAUCUUCACAAAAAGAUAAUAUCGAUAGCAAAUGAACAAACAAAAUUGGAAUCCGAUGAGCUCGUUCAAUGCAUUGUACAACAACAUGAACGUGCAAUGACUCGACUGAUUACAUAUCGAUUCAUUGAUACAUUUGUACAGAAAGCAUUAAAAAUUGAUGAAGAAAAAAAACGAGUUUCGCUAAUUCUAACUGUAUAUUUACCAUAUUUGAGAAAAUCAAAUGUUAAUUGGUUCUACUUAGAAAAUAUUGAAGCAACAAAUAAUGAAUUGAAAAAAGAAAUUCGAAAUAACUAUUAUUCAAUAAUCAAACGUGUUCUAUCUUUUAUUUUACAAUCAAAAAUAUUCAAUCGAAAUAUAUUCAACUUACUAAAUCUAUCGUAUAAGUUAGCUGACAUUCGUCUUCUAUAUCAUCAUCAAUUUAUUGAAACAUUAUUCAAAACAUUUGUCAACUUUGGAGAAGAAAUAGAUCGUACCGUUUCACUCUAUACGAAAUUAAUCGGAUACAAUUGGUUUCGACUCUAUGUAUUAAAAGUAUGUAAAAAUAUUCAAAUCGAAGAAUUAGCACAACAACAAGACUUUGUCUUUAACACAUUAAUUUUUAACGAACUGAAAAGAUUGAGACAAUUGAAACAAGCAUUACCCAUUGAUGCAAAACAUGACAAUACUGUAGAUUUUGUUGAAUGUAGAAAUCAUUCUUUGAACAAUUCUUCUAUGGGAUGGUUCAUUUAUGUAACAACAAAAACAACUAUAAAUGAAACAUCAGAAUUUUCAAAUAAUUUUUUAUCAUCGAAAUUUGAAAUUGAACUUUGUACAAAUCAAUGGUUGACACUUUUGCUUCGAUGUAUUCAUUUAUAUGAGCAUGUUCGAUCUGUUUGUGGAACUGUUGAUUUCAUUCAAGAACUAUUAUACAUUUAUCGGAAUAGUCAAAACAGAGCGACGAUUUUACUUUCAUUGAAAAUCUUACGUGACUUACUUCCCUUAGUACCGGAAACUACAAACGGAACAUCACGUUCAAUGGUUAACAAACUAUUAAAUGAAUUUUUAUUUUCUAUUGGUGAUAGUUAUAGUUCACAAGCCCUCGCAUCAGAGACGGUCACUGAAUUAAUUUACAUUUAUCGUACAAUAAUGUCUUAUAAAUCACCAUGGCAAAUGAUGGCAACGCAACUAAUUUUCGAUAGUAUCACAUCGAGUCUAAAUAAUAUCGAUUGUAUAUCAUAUGACACCAUUGAUAUAAAACAAUGGAAUUAUUUGUUAGCAUCAUUACAUAUAUUAGGUGGAUACAUCCAACCGUACGGUUUAGGCUCAAUUGUGAAAAUCUAUACUGAUGAAGAAAACAAUGAAUACGAAUUUGGUACAAUUAUUGAUAUCAAUACAAAUGCUCGUGACCUAGCUACACCAGGUGUAUUGUCUUAUUUUAUCCAAUAUUUACAAGAAAAUAAAACUGAAUGGAUUACAAUCGAUAAAAUAGAAGUUAAAGUCGAUGUUCUUCCACCUAAUUUACUCGCUUUAUCAAAUACUAGUGAUUCAAAUGUAGCUAUACAUUCACUUCUUGAUACAUUAGGAUACAUCAUACAGGUUGAUAUAUCAUCAAGUGAUUCGUUGCGUCUUUUACAACUUAAACGCUAUUCUAUUACUACUCUUUAUAGAAUCUUAAAUGCUAGCAAAAUAAUCGAUACUUUCAUGCAAAAACCAUAUGCUUCAUUUAUUGCCAAAUUAUCAAUCGCAGGCUCAUUCGGAGAAAAUGGUUUUCAACCCGCUAAUUUACGUCUAUUCAAUAGAUCACAUUUGGAACAAUACUGUUUCAGUUUAGAUAGAUGCGAAGAAUGGAAACAAAUAGUACUGAAUAAUAUUAAUAAUGUUAGUGGUCAAAUUGCUACAGAUAUUCAAGCCAAUUCGUCACUUGGUAUUUACAAUAAGGUUAAUACUAAAUCAGAUCAAUCGCUCAUGAAUUGGUCAUCAAAAAGUGACGUAAUAUAUAGGGAUUGGAAGCCAUAUGGAUCAAAAGCCGAAAUUGAGCUAUAUAAGAAGGGUCGAAAUGGUAGCAAUGAAAUUUCAAUUGUUCCAUUUCCACGCCAUGCAGCUGAGUCGGGUGUAAUUCAAGAGAGUGGUGAUAAACACCGAUUUAGAGGUAGAAUUUAUAUGAAUGAUAACCACAGUCACAACAGCUUUCCUUCGUUUAUUGUUGAAAAUUUAGCAUUGAGUGAAGGUAAUUGGUACUAUUGUGUUAAGUUGCCAUUGGGCGGCCUUGUCCAAAUUGGAUGGGCGACAACCGGAUUCACACCCAAAUCUGACGAAGGACUGGGAAUAGGUGAUGAUAAAUAUUCAUGGUCUUUUGAUGGAUCGCGCGGUACUAUCUACUAUGACCAAGAAUUCCAAUUUUUACCACGAAAUAUUCGUUGGAAAGCAAAUGAUGUUUGUGGUUGUGGAAUAGAAAUUGAUGGUGAAAAUACUCGAAUUAAAUAUUGGUUGAAUGGUAAAUUCUUGGGUACAGUAUUUUCACAUCAAUCAAAUAUUGCAUCGACAAAUAUUAAAUGUAAUUUGUUACCACAUGGAACGAAUACAACAUAUUUUCCGGGUGUUACUGUACAAGCACACUACGGUCAGAUAGGUUAUUGUGAAUUGAUAUUUAGUCCAGAAGAUAUGAUCGCAUGCCCAUUACCCGAAGGUUACAAACCAAUAUUAAUGCCUAAACUUAGUCAAAAUAAAGAUUCUAUUGUUGCUUAUCCAUACAGUGCCUAUUUGGUAGGUGAUGAUGUUGAAGAUUUUGUUUAUAUACGACGAAGUACACCGUCAACAAUUCUUCUACGUGAUUUUGUCAAUGAACAUCAUAUCGAAACUACAUUAAAUAUUAGUAAUCAUCAAUUAAUUUUGACGGAAGAUAGUGAUGGUUUUUCGUUUUCAAUUGAUAGUCAAACUUCAUCAUUAACAAUUAGCUUUGAUUUUCAAAUUUUAACGAAAAAUCAAAGCGAUUCCAAUGACAAAUUUGACAUUCUACUAUUUACAUUACAAACAACUGAAGAACAUGCAAUACGAAUAUCAUUAAAUAAAAAUGAUGAAGAAACAAGAACUGUUAUUUUAUUUGAUACAAAAGAACGAGAAAUCAAAAUCUAUACAAACAACACAAUUUGUCAAACAAUAAAAGAUGAAUUUGAUAAUCAAACAAUGAUAAAAUUCAAUUUUCAUUUUCUACCUAAUAUUGCUGCUGGAAUAAAAAAUUUGGCUCUUUGGAAAUAUGCACUUUCAGAAGAACAUAUUCGACGUAUAUUUACUAGCGGUAUAUCUUAUGUUGCCAUUGAUUAUCAACAAUUAAAAGAAUAUCGAUUGCAAGCAAAUACAUUCACAUUUACGAAAAAUCAACAACAAUUUCAAAAUGAAUUUAUGGUUCCAUUCAAUGAAUCAUUUGAUGAGACUGCAUGGAAACAAAGGCAAAAACAAGUUAACAUUGAUGAGUCGAACUAUUUUAAAUCAAUCAAUGAAACAGAUGAAUCAAUUAUACAAUUUUACGGAAAUAAAAGUUAUCUCGUUGUAAAAAAAUCAAUUCAAGAAUGGAAUAAUUAUACUGUUAUUCUUGAUAUUUCCAUACCUAAUUUUCCAAAGAAUGAAGAACAAUUAACAUUAGUUCUACUGAAUACACAAACGAAAAUAUUUAUGACAUCUGACGGUACAGUUUGUUUUUCUACGACAGAAGAAAACGAUGAAAGUGAAUCAACAUUAAAUUUAAAUGAAUUUUUACGUCUACUCAUUAGUGUAGAUAAUAAAUUAAUCAAAAUCUAUGUAAAUGGAUUGUUAGUACUUGAUGCUGAGGUCGAUAAUGAUUCAUUGGCUAUGAAUUCUAAUCAAAUUCAUUUAUUUAGAGAAACUGAUUUCAAAAAGAAUACAACAAAUGGGAACACACUUCGAAUUGAAUGCAAAUCAUUUACAUUUCUAAAUCGAUCAAUAGAGACUUCUGACUUAGAUGAAAUACUGAAAUCACCAAAAUAUUCAUUAGAAACAUUAGUUGCACCACCAUUUUCAAUAACUUCAUCAAGUCUAAUUAAUAUUGGAUAUAAAGUCGAAUGGAUAAAAUCCGUUAUAAAACAACAUAAAACGACUAAUAUUCAAUUGAUUGAUACAAUUAUACGUGAACAUAAAGAAGAAUUUUUAAAAACAGACAUUCAAAAGCAACAAAAAUGUAUUUUAAAUAUUUUAUCAAGAUUAGGUUCAUCGAUUGAUAAAGAAAAACUAGAAAAUUUAAUCAAUAGUUUAGAAAUUGAUAUCGAUGAACAAAUGGUAAGCAUUGGUGAACUUGUGUUAGCUCUUUGGAAUGACUUGCAAACAUCGGAAUCUUCAGUUAUUGAAAGAGAAAUUAAAGAUGAUACUAGUCCAAAUCAAAAGGAGAAGACAUGGUUUCGUCGAGAAAUUGAUGAAUUCAAUUUAAAUUAUAGUUUUGCUGAAUGGAUUCGAGAUAAAUCUACAACAACACAGGUAACAGAUACUGCUACUGCUUAUCAAUUAUUCGAUUUAAAUAAAGCGGAACAAGAACAGACCAUGACAGCAAUAUUUGAUCAAAGAACAAAAAUUAAACAAUCUAUUCAAUAUUCACAUAAGAAUAUUUCACAAAAACAAUAUUUAGAUUCUCGUAUUGCUUGUGAACAAGGAUUAACGUCGAUCUAUGCACGUGACACAAUUUUGAAUAUAUUGAAAGCCUGGUCAAGCACUAGUUCGCAUAUAUUUCCAUUGGAAAAAUUUGGUGAUUAUCCAUUCAUUAUAAAAUUAUUACGAUCUAUUAACUAUCAUUAUACAUAUAACAGGUUACAUUUAGAUGACAGUGUGAAUCCAAUGAAUUUUUUAGUAAAAUCUAUUCUCAAAAAUAAAAUAAAAGAAUUAGUUGAAAACCCCAGUGUUAACAAUGAAAUUUUGCCAAACAACGUUCCUUUACUGUACCAUUUACAGAAGGAUAUUAUUAUUGAAUCGAAUCGAUAUUUAUUGAAAAUAUCGUCAUUAAUAGACGAUUCCAAUGAUGAGACAACAAUUAUUGAGGAGCAAACAAAAACUGAAGAGCCGAAUUUAAAUUUUAUUCUCAAAAUAUUAAAUCUUUUCGUUGAAUCAGUAACUGAUAAAUCAACGAUGAAACAAGUUGAAAUCGAUGCACUUAUUCCAUUUUUCUUUCCCGAACCAUUAAUCAGUGUAAUGUUCAAUCUAUUUCUAUUACUUCCAAUGCAUCAAUCAAAAAUUUUCAUUCUUCAACUAUUUUUUACGUGA